UGUGCUGCGGAAGACAGAGCACCUUUGAUGUGGAUCUUUUCAAACAGCAGAACCUCUGUGGGAUACCACCCCACACAGGAAGACUAUCUCACCAUCUCAUCUGGAAUGACGUGAGGCGCCAGCAGCCUUUUUAUUCUAAUUAUUCCGCAAACAAUAGUGAAUGUCUACCAGGUACCAGGCACUGCCUUCCACACUCAGGCUUCACAGCGAGAGAAGCUCCACUCUUCAGCAGCUCCCUAUCUGUAGAGAAGCCAGCAGCCUCCCUGCAUUAUUUGGGAACAAUGUGGGCCUGGACACUGUGGACGCUCCCUCUAAUCUGCAGAUUUGGCCUGGCAGACCUGCCAACUAAGCCUGAGAACAUUUCUUGCGUCUUCUACUAUAGGAAAAAUUUUACUUGCACCUGGAGUCCAGAGAAAGAAGGUGAUUUUGUAUCAUACACAGUCAGGAGAACUCUGUAUUAUUUACAUGAAAAUGAUACUUGUAAUUCUACAAGUGAAAAUGGCUCUUCAUGCUCUUUUUAUUCAAGAUUAACACCACCAGAUAUUUACAUUAUUCAAGUGGAGGCUCAAAAUGCAUACGGUAUAAUUAAAUCUGAUGUAACAUAUUGGGACUUAUAUACCAUAACUAAAAUCGAGCCUCCUAAGAUUUCCAGUGUGAAACCAGUUUUGGGCCUCAAAAAAAUGGUUCAAAUAAAAUGGACACAGCCUGUGUUGGCACCUAAGUCAUCUACUUUAAAUUAUACACUUCGAUUCAGAGCAGUAAAUAGUACCCACUGGAUGGAAGUCAACUUCACCAAGAGCUGUGUGAAUGAAGAGGCAGCAUAUAACCUCACAGGGCUGCAGGCUUUUACAGAGUACGUUGUGGCUCUGCAAUGUGUGGCUCACAAGUCAAGGUUCUGGAGUGGCUGGAGUCAAGAAAAAAUGGGAAUAACUAUGGAAGAAGCUCCACAUGGCCUGGAUCUAUGGAGAGUCCUGAGAUCAGACAAAGUGGAUGGAAAAAGGACAGUGCAGUUGUUGUGGAAGAAGGCAAAAGGAACCCCAGUCCUGGAGAAAGUACUUGGUUACAACAUAUGGUAUUUUCCAGAAAACAAUACUAACCUCACAGAGACAAUGAACACUACUGACCAGCAGCCUGAACUGUACCUGGGAAACCAGACCUACUGGGUACAUGUGAUUUCCUAUAAUUCUCUUGGGAAAUCUCCAGAGGCCACCUUGAGGAUUCCAGCUAUUGAUGAAAAGUUGUUCCAGUGCAUUGAGGCCAUGCACACCUGCCUCACUCAGGACCAGCUGGUGGUGGAGUGGCAAAGCUCUGCUCUGGAGGUUGAUACAUGGAUGGUGGAGUGGGUCCCAGACUUGGACUCAAAGCCCUUGGCCAUUUCCUGGGAGUCUGUGUCUCAUACCAGGAACUGGACAAUCCAGCAAGAUGAACUGAAACCUUUCUGGUGCUAUAAUAUCUCUGUGUAUCCAAUGUUGCAAAACCGAGUGGGCGAGCCAUAUUCCGUUCAGGCUUAUGUCAAAGAAGGUGUUCCAUCAGCAGGUCCCGUGACGAAGGUGGAGAACAUUGGUGUGAGGACAGUCACAAUUACAUGGAAGGAGAUUCCCAAGCAUCAGAGAAAUGGUUUCAUCAACAAUUACACCAUAUUUUACCAAGCUGAAGAUGGAAAGGAAUUCUCCAAGACAGUCAACUCCAGCAUCCUGCAGUGUGACCUGGAGUCCCUGACACGAAAGACCUCUUACACUGUUUGGGUCAUGGCCAGCACCAGUGCUGGGGGAGCUAAUGGCCCCGGGAUAAGCUUCAAGACAUUGUCAAUUAGUGUCUUUGAGAUUUUUCUUGUAACUUCUCUGGUUGGAGGGGGCCUUCUUAUUCUCAUCCUCCUGACAGUGGCAUAUGGCAUCAAAAAACCCAACAAACUGAAGCACCUAUGUUGGCCUGAUGUUCCCAACCCUGCUGAAAGCAGUAUAGCCACGUGGUGUGGAGAUGAUUUCAAGGGUAAGCUAAAUCUGAAGAAGUUUGACAACUCUGUGUACAGAGAAGAAGACAGGAUUCUAAAACCAUGUUCUUCACCCAAUGGCCUUAUUGACAAGUUGGUGGUGAACUUUGAGAAUUUUUUGGAAGUGGUUUCCGCUGAGCAUCCUGGGAAGGGUUGGGAAAAUAUCUUGGGAGGGGAAAAGAAUGAGUACGUGACCUCCCCAAACAGGCCUUAUUGUCCCACUGUUUCAACCGAGAUUCCACCCAGAGGGUCCCAGUGCCUGUGUCCUGGGAUGCUAGAGGAGACCUGCUCAGAAACCAGAGAGCAGCUUCUCCCUCCCGCCCAAGGCUUUGGGCCAGACCAUCUCUGUGAGGAAGGCGCAUCAAACCCUUACUUGAAAAAUUCAGUGACAACCAGAGAAUUUCUUGUGUCUGAAAAACUUCCAGAGCAAAUCCAAAAAGAAGUCUAAGUGCUGCUGUGACUUGAAUUCCCCUGCGUCUCAGUGUGGCUGACACACAGAGGUAGAAGGUGUGGCUCCAAGAGCUUUCUUGGCAUCUUCCCAUCCUGCUUGUGUUAGAGAAAGCCUUGCACACCCCCAAACUUGGUUGGUACAGAUGUGGAAUUCUCUUGAGAAGAAAGGAUGGUGAUCAGCCCGAGCACCUUGCAGACGAAGAACAAUCUUUUGUUGUUAUCGUUGUUCAGCUAACAAGCUAUCACUGAGGCCCCUGGCAGAUGGACUCGGAGGGACAGUAGACACUGAAGGCAGACAUAUGUGGCCGUCCUGAGGAACUGGGCCUUGGGCACGGCCUCUGCUGGCGCCGCUCCUCACAGCUCCAGGAGAGACUUUCCCUGUUGCCAGAAGACCGUUGUUUAGUUGGCACCUGGGUGACCUGCUGGGAGGCAAGAGGCUUUCCCAUCACCUUGACCUCCCCGGCUCUAGGCUCCACUCUGAGGCAGCCCUGGCAUCACUUUAGAGUCGCUUUAAAUCUCUCUUUCAACACAGAGGCAGAAAGCAGGGUGGCCUUCCAGAUGGAGUGCCUGAAACACCUCAUUAUCCUCAUUAAAUCUCAAGUGUCUGCAGCAACACCCCACCCAGGACUCUUGCCCUUGGUCACUCCACGCCUGCAGCGGGGGAUGGAGGAACAAGGGAGGGCCUCAGCAGGGCGCUGGAGAAGGGACUCUCGCCUGGGCUGGCAGGUCCGCCCCACUGGCCAGGUCAUAGCCCAGCCCUGCCAACAGUUUCCGGAGGCCCCUGCUGCCCGUCUGUCUUGUACCCAAGCCUGGGAGUUGAAAGACACUGAAGAUGGCGGCGGCUUUUAGACGGGGACUCUGGUGCCUCGUGCUGGCCUGGAGCCCAGGAAUGCCUAUGGAACACAUCCUGCAAAGGCCUCUCCCCAGAAGCAGCUGAGCAGGGCCUGGGCCCAUGGAAUGCUCAGUAACUGUGCCGCUCCCACGCCGGGGCGCCUCUGCCUUCACCCGGCAAAGCCAGGAGCCCACAGCCUUGACUGGAACCAUUAGCCCGAGGGCUGAUGGCAGACCCUUGGGAACUUGCGGCUGGCCGUGGGCUCACACCCUGCGCACAGUGACUUGCUGGUGUUGGCGAUGGCUUGUCUGGCCAUUGCGGGAAGUUGCUGAGAGCCUGGUAUGGUGGGGGCAGUGGGGUCCAGUGAGCCCAGCAUUUGCCAGAUAGAAAGGCUGAUGGUAUUUUCUCCAAGAGUGGGAAGUCUGUGCUUGUGGUCCACAAGCAGCAAUCACAGACUUCACAAGCCACCGACUCGGGUGUGCAAAAACAUUGCUUUCCUUUCCUAUAACCAAGGUUGAUUUCCAGUCCCAGCCCCUGACCUUUAGAAGGAACCACCCCAAGUUAGUGAUUCUGAGUUGCCUUGGGUUUGGAGCUCGAGCUCACCUGGGAUUUCAAUGCCCCGUCCACCCUGGGACUGGCUCUGAGUGCCAGCAGAUAUUCAGGGGAGUGUGAGGUCUGCUGCCCAACCCCGGGCAGGGACGUGCCCUCUUCCCUGUCCCCUGCCACUUUCCUCCAGUCACUGCAUCCUUAUUGUGGGCACAAGCAAGGAUGCUUUCCCAAAGCUGUCUCCUCAUUAAGUCUCCAGUGUCUAUAGCACCCCCCAAAUUCAUCAGGCCUGGUUCACAGAACAGUGACCACUGAUAAAUCUAGGAAGAAAGGAUGCGUGGGGCAGGCGCUGGGGAGCCUAUGUUCUCAGAGCAGAAAGGGACCAAAUGAAAGGGACUCCAGGCUGUGGUGGGCGCUCUCUGCCCUGAUGCCUCCCUCCCCAACCCUGUUGUUAUGUGGGCACUUCUGUGAACCCCGUGUCCUCCAGAAUCCCAGACAGGCCCUUUCCACCCGCCUCUGAUCUCUGAGCUCACAGGAGGCCCUAGGCUGGUACCCCACAUUCCUCUCUCUCUCCUGAGAAACACUCUGCUGCCUCCAGCUGAGGGGCAGGGAGUGCCAGUGAGUCCCUGUAGUCUUGUUCUCACGCCCUUUUGAACCUAAAGUCCAAGAAUUUGAUGAUGGGGAGAGGGAAAAGGUCACAAAUCGAAGUGGGUUUCAGAGGUGAAGCCAUUACCCUUACUCUCCCUCCCUUAACCAUUCAUUAACACCUGAAGCUUCUGACGAAUAGCUGGCAAAUACCACACCCUGGGGCUUCCCAGGUGACAAUACAGGUAAAGAACCUGCGUGCCAAUGCAGGAGACAGGAGAGAUGCGGGUUCAAUCCCUGGGUCAGGAAGAUCCCCUGGAGGAGGGCACAGCAAUCCACUCCAGUAUUCUUGCCUGGAAAAUUCCAUGGACGGAGGAGCCUGUCCGGCUGCAUGACUGAAGUGACUUUAGCACGCAUGCACCACACCCUUGGCCCUUCCUCCGUUUCAUUCCCUUUCCCACUUUCCUUCUUGCCUCCUGUCUUCUGCUCCUUUUUUCCCACCAUUCCCAGCAGCUUUGCAUCUUUUUAAAUGCUUCCUUUUUCCCCCUCUCCCAUUUCUUGUUUCUUUUCUUUUUAUCCUUUUCUCCCCUUUCCAUUAGCCCCCUUAUAACAUCUCCAGAUUUACUUUUGCUAGCUUUGAGGGCUAGGACAUUUAGGGGCCUCUGUUUUGUUCUAGAAGGCCCAAGGCGGUUUCACAAGAGUCAGUGUUUCCUGCCAGGAAAAGGGGCACAUUUCUGAGGCAGCCCGGGAAGCACCCUGCAGCGCCGGCCUGCAGAGCAGAUCACAGGCCUGGCCUGGGAGAAGCCAGCGGUGACCUUCCUCCCCUGGAAUCCGGUCACGGACUGUCCCUGCUCCAGGGUCCUGCGCUGCCUCUGUGACUGCAGAUGGAGAGGGCCAUCUGCGUUUUCUUCCUGUUGCUGUCAGAGAGACACUGAGCAGACACAAACAGGAAAACUUGUUUUAUCAAGCUCAUUAAAAACUGGUAAAAUUCUCCUUCGAGUUUUCUAGGGCUCUGGGAACCACGCAAACAGCUACAUUAGUGCCCUGUUACUAGCCUUUCUUUUACAGUAAUAUCAGAAAAAAAUUUUUAAAGAAUGGCAGAGAAGUGGUUAGUGGUUCAAAAAAGGGAGAUGGUACCUUCAUUCUUUCUCGGGCAGCUGCAAUAAAACGCAGAGUAACAAUACCAUGUGAGGUGGGGGUCCUGGUGGAGGUGGGGGUUUGAAAGAGGCAGAAGAUGGGGAGGUCCCGACACCCCCAUGGCUGUUCCUACCUCGUGUGGGGAAAGCCUGUGCUGGCCUGCCCAAUCCACCCCCCACCCCCGCCGUUACCCCCCACGCCCCCAAUCCCUUCCCUGGGUCUCCAGUGGCUCUUAGCUAUUGAUGCUGCUGCAGGCAUGCUUCAGCCCAGGUCCCUGCCAGCCGGCCCUUGAGCCCAGUCUGGGCUCUGUUUCUGAAGGGCCCAUGAGCCAAAAAUGAUUCUUAACAUUUUAAAAGACUAGAAAACAAAAUUAAAUGAAGAAAACAUUUAAUGAUAUGUGAAAAUGCUACAGAAUUCAGUGUCUACUGCUGAAACUUAGUUGGGACACUGUCACACUCAUCUUUGAUAUAUCAUCUCCAGCUGCUUUCUGCACACAAAGACAGAAAUGAAUAGCUGUGACAGAGCUUCUUCCAUAGAGCCUCAAGUGGUCACCAUCUGGUCCUUUAUAGAAAAAGUUUGCUGACCCACCCCUGUGAAGCCCACAGACACAGGCUCAGACUGCACAAAGUGUUUUAACUUUGAAGUAUCUGCUAAGGAAAAACAAAAUCAGGCUGUGUCAUUCUGGACUCCUAAUUGGAUCGAGACAGCCCUCUUAAAAGGGCACACUGCGGCCCUCACGAUCUCUGUCUGCCUCUGCCUGUGGCUAAGCUGGAUAGUUGUGGCUAUUUAGCACUCACUCCAGUAGUUCUUGACCCAGGUUAUUUUGUCUCCCAUCCCCGACCGUCAGACAUUUGGCAAUGCCUGAGGGCACUGCUGGGAUUGAGUGGGUAAGAGCCAGCAAAGAUGGUGGUCACCCUACAAUGCACAGAACAGACCCCGCAACAAAGGGUUAUGUGUCUCAAGGCAUCAGUGGUGCUGAGGUGAGAAAUCCUGACUGAGCUAACCUCUGCCCUGCGCCUACAGCAAUGAUCACAGGUGCCUCUCAGGGUCCACACAUAGCUCUAGGGGGUCUCUCUUUUUAAUUUUUUCAUAAAUUAAAUUUUGUUUUGGACUCAACUUCACAACAGCAACAAGAACAAACAUCUCAAUACCAAUUAUUUCAUUCUUAAUUCAUUUCUGAUAUGAUCUGUGUCCCUUAAGUGAAAUACAUUUUCAUUUAAUUACUGAUACAUUAAUUAUUGAUUCAGUUGGAGUCUCCCUUUACUGUUACUUAUUAUUUCAUGUAUAAAAUUUCAUAUAUGAAUACAGUUCACAGUGGCCACACCGAACCUCUCAGUGUACCUGCAUAUCAUGGUUUGCUCAGGAUUGUUUUAAAUGUCCUCCUCAUAUAAGUAGAAACUUCAAUGAACCUUGUUGCACAAAAUUUUCUUUUUGCACUUUUGUCCUCACUCCUUGGGUAGAAUUGCUGGGUCAAAGUAUUAUGGUUAUUGCAUGACUGUGCCCCCCAAACAGCUGCACUGAUUUGCAAUAGCACCAGACACGGCUGUAAACUGAAUUUUGUCUAUUUACUGGGUAUGGUCAAUGAAACUUCAUAGUCAUUUGUGUUGCUUAAAUCAUUGUGAAGCAGACCAUGAGAAGGGUCAUUAGCAGGCUUUUACUGGACACUGGGGUCAGCAGGGGGAGACUUUGCUCAGAAGCUUGAACAGCCCCAGGCCACAUUUGCAGACUCGUGGAGGCCGGCCCUGCCCUCCACACUGCUGGGCUGCUCUGUCACAGUACCUGCCCCCUUGCUGCUGAGAAAGGGGGGUGACUCCUGCGGGAGGGCAGCCAGCCAGCCCGAAGGGAGCCACGUGGUGGGGGGUGGGAGCGGGUCCAGGUCCUACCCAGCUUCACCAUAUGUGUGUGGGGGGGUGUGAAAUGCCAGGAGGGUAUCCCAAGGCCUGGACUUAGAAAUCAAGAUGUGCAAACCGGAAUGCUGAUGUCAGGGAGGAAAGCUGACCCCCUGUACCAGGGAAGCGUUUCUUUGUGGGCUCUGCCUGUCGUCUUUUCCAUGGAUUGUUCGUAUGUCGAUAUAACAUGUAAUGCUUCUGCAUGAAAGUUCAUGUGUGUGAAAAACACGGUUAUUGUAAUGAGAAUAGCUUUUCAGAUGCUUUAUUGUAAGUGCAUUUAUAUUUUGAUUUUUCAAAUAAUAAAGCUGUAACACCA
Messenger RNA from Cervus elaphus (red deer), 7745 nucleotides. It is a transcript of the gene IL31RA, whose product is annotated as interleukin 31 receptor A. The record is from RefSeq and is a predicted model, not a curated record. The transcript has 16 exons. Gene Ontology annotation, cellular component: signaling receptor complex; external side of plasma membrane. Gene Ontology annotation, biological process: cytokine-mediated signaling pathway. Gene Ontology annotation, molecular function: cytokine receptor activity; cytokine binding. Lineage: Eukaryota; Metazoa; Chordata; Mammalia; Artiodactyla; Cervidae. The coding region runs from base 282 to 2438 and encodes 718 amino acids.